GGCGGUAAUAUCAAAUCAGUGCUGGUGUUAAGCCGGUGUCUUCUGCGUUCUUAGACACUAUUGUGAUUUUCGAUAUUAUUAAUUAAUCGUGGACGUUGAUAGUGGACUGGCGGCUUUUUUUAUUUAAUUGGAUUUGAUACUUUACAUUAAUCGAGGUAUUUUUUUAUUCAGACAGGGACUGAGUCUUCACAAUGAGGCUCUCCCUGGUGUUCGAGCUUCUCCUCAUAUUUGUGCUCUUGGCUUUCGCCGCAUCUAAGAGUAUAAAAAAGCAGAAGAACAACAAUAAGAAUGUCCGCAUCGCAAGCGACGAGAAACAGGACGACGCAAGCAAUAACAUCAACAAGUACUGCAAAUGCUCGGAGUCUUACUGCAACUGCUGCAGAGACUUCCAGCUGCCGGUUGUUAAUUUAGAUGGGCCAGGUUGUGCAUCUUUAAUGUAUCUUAAUGGCAACAAAAUGGCGGUUUCACUGAGCUUCGGAAAGAAGGUCAUCACCAACCGGACUCUUUCUGGUACCAAGCCGACUCCAGUAUGUAUGCCACUGCCAGGGGGCAUUUCAAAAUUCUGCGGAAGAGUUUACAAUAUUGCCCGAGCUGGUGAAGAAUUCAGGGCCUGUUUAGGUCUGGAACUACAAUCAAAGAGUACCGUAGAAGCAGCUGUGAGGGUUUCCUGCUUUAAGUUCGGCCCUAGAGGGGUGACGUCAGAGGCGGCUGACCCGCUUCCGUUACUUCCUCAGGAUGAGAAGGCUGAUGAUGACGACGACGAUGAUGAUGAUGAUGAUGACGAUGAUGCGUUUGGACUUGUUGGAGACGAUGACGAUGACGACGACGAUGAUGAUGGUCUCGAGGCUGUUAAUGACGUAGAUGGUGCAGACUACACUGGCUUCAGCCUUCUAGGCGACGACUUAUUGGGCGAUCUGUUUGGAGGUUCGUCAGGAGGCAAAAAGACGAAAAAUAAGAAUAAGAUUAAGAAACAAGCCCCUACUUCAACGACCACUUCAACUACCACUCGGCGACCUCGACCGUCUCGAAGACCAACCAGAAGGCCAACGAGAACUGCCACACCCCGGCCUUCUGCCACAACGACCGUUCGGACGACUACUGUGAGGGUGCGACCUUCUAGCAGAAGGCCUACUCGCAAACCAGCGAGGCGUCCGCCCCGUCCAUCUAGACGGCCGCCUACUACGCCUGUAGAAGUUCUGCCGAUUACUGAACCAUCUUCAACUGUUUCGUCAACAGAAACGACACCUACCAUUAAAGUAACUACUGCAGGACUUCCAUCAACAGCAAAUAUUCCAUUAGUUAGCCCUGAGAAGGAACAAACAUUCGAACCCGUGGUAAUAGUGACACAAAAACCAUCAUUCCAGUCCACAUUACCUGAUCUAGCUUCUAAAGAUGACACCCAGUUUGGCGAUCCUGGUCUGGAAAUGUCGUUAGCUCAACUAACUGGACAGUUAUCUGUAAUGCCUGUAACUCCUAUAUUACCUACUAGUGCCAAGGUAUCGAGUAUGAUUACUACCAAUAGGGAACAAACAAAUUACGAAAAAAUCGAAACUAUCACACCUAAAACAUCGUCUACUGCUGCUUUUAAACCAUCUUCUGAGGCUGAUACUAUCAACGAUGAUUUAGUGCAAAUAGUUCACGACUUAGAUUCUCAUUCAGAAGAAAGUACUUCAGAGAAACCGGUUUCAUCAGCCGACGAAAGUCGAUCUCAAAAUGGCCAAGCAAUUCCAGAAAAUUUAUAUGAAAAUUUUAAAUUUGUUAAAAAAAACAAAGGGGGCGGUUUUAACUACAGGGACUUAGAUGUUAUCGGAUUAUCUGAUAUCGGUGAGACUGUUGGGAAGGAAAUUGGUCUAUUGGGUAAGCAAAACAGAGGGACCGAUUUUGACUACAAGGACUUAGAUGUUAUUGGAUUAUCAGAAAUUGGCGAGACCGUCGGAAAGGAAAUUGGUUUAUUUGGAAAAAAUAAAAAACAAAACCGCGAUAAUAAGGAAAAAGAAAAUCAGAAAGUAAAAGAUGGCAAAAAAGGUAACAAAGAUUACGAUGAUAUUUUUGGAUUAGAUGAAUUGAGUCAUACAUUAGGCUUUUCUGGAAACGAUAACCAAAAAAAGAAAAAGCCAAGAGGAAGACAAAACAAAAUGAUGCGAGGUAAUUGGGAUCUAGUAUGACGUUAAAGAUAACAAUUAGCUCUAAGUAGGAACCUAAUCUUUAAGGUUAUUUAUUUCUAUUAAAUUAUUGAUUCGCUGUAAAUAGCAUUAUAACAUGUAAGUAAUUAUUUAUGUUGACUGAUUUGAAAAUAAAGAACAUGUUGUGUAAUAA
Messenger RNA from Leguminivora glycinivorella, 2316 nucleotides. RefSeq lists its product as uncharacterized. NCBI's taxonomy places the organism in Eukaryota, Metazoa, Arthropoda, Insecta, Lepidoptera, Tortricidae. The transcript has 6 exons. The coding region runs from base 192 to 2165 and encodes 657 amino acids. The record is from RefSeq and is a predicted model, not a curated record.